AUGGCGGAUUUCCCUCCACUGGCACCGGUACCUCCCCCCGCAGUCCGGAGGACCAUCCCAUCUGAUGACUGGGAAGCAUGUCUGGAUGCAUGGAUGAUGCUACUGAGCAUUCGUUUGAAUGCCAAUGAUCAAAAAUUCAAGCUUGCUGCUCCUCAAGACCUGCCGGCUAUCUCGUUCUUAGAGUCUUUCUAUGAAAAUGCCGCAGCAGGUGACCAGGGUCUACAAUCUGGACCUAAAGCUCGAAACCUUCGGAAACUAUGCUUUUUAACGACAAGACGGUAUCUUUUGACUCUUUCCAAUCCUCCAGUUGAACUAUUCAACUGGAAACUUCUCGGAAAUAUAUGCUGCUGCUACCCGUCAAGCACGGCAUUAAAGACGUCUCUAUCAGAAACAUGGGACAUACACCAUGAAAAGAUAUCAUCCAGCAUAGAAGGUGCCAAAUCACUCGUAAUCGACCGACUAUCUUCAGGGAAUCCAUCAGCAGUGGCCAAUGUCAUCACAGACCUUCGAAGAUUGACAGUACUGGCUUCAGUAUUGCCGUCUUGCGGCCAGGUCCUAAUGGCAGGGUCCGACUUUCUGGAUACACUGGCAGAAUCCUACCAAUCAACAAAGACUCGAAAUGAGCUUCGAAAGAUUCUUGUCGCAAAUCUCUACGUGGGGCUUAUCUCGUUACUGAAAGAAUCCUCAGCCAAUUUGUCGCUUUUACUGGACCAGCUGUUCAGUCUAAAGGCCGUCGCAGGAGUGGACACGCCAAAAAUGAAAGGCAAGGCAACAAUUCUCUCGGAUCUUAUUUGUAGUUCCGACCUGCUGCAACGACUUGAAAAGUAUCUCAACAUCCACCCUCAAAAACGAGGUGAAGAUCUCCUCUCCAGUCUUCGCGUCUACCAGAUAGAGUCAAAACACUUGCAUCACCGAUACCAAAGGCGAAGAAAAAUGGACAAGGGCAAAAGCCCGUCAUCUGGUCUACAGAUCGAAGACGAGAUCCACGCACACAAAAUGUCUCUCGUCUUGCAGGUCCAAGACCUCUUCCCGGACCUGGGCUCCGCCUUCAUCGUGCGACUCCUGGACGUCUACAACGACAAUCCUGAAACUGUGAUUUCCCAUCUCCUGGAUGACUCACUCGCUUCAGAACUCCAAUCUCUGGAUCGAACCGAACAACUCCCACCUCAAGCAGGACCAAAACACGAAUUAGCGCCUCGUCCAACACCUCCCGUAUUCUACUCGCCACCCCUGGAGCCAAUCUCAGAACGCAGGAACGUCUUCGACCGAGACAUCGAUAUCGCAGAACUAAGCAUUUCAGGAGAGGCAAAGGGCAAACUACGUUUCGGCCGCGCAGACCCUGAUCUUACCGCCGACGAAGUCCUAGCAGACCGCAGUCAACACGCAACAAACAAAGCAGCCAUUCUCUCCGCACUCGCAGCAUUCGACUCAGAUGAUGACGAGCGUGACGACACAUACGACGUUGCAGACGUGGGAGGGACCGUUGACGCCGUUACAGCAGGUGUCGAUGCAGACGCAGAAGCCGAAGCGCGGAACCAGCGUGCAGCCGCUGAGAAUAUUGAUAUGAUACUACUUCGCGCGUACAAGUCCAACCCUGCGCUCUUCGCUCGGGAUGCUACAACGCGUCGCUCGCAGCCUCGCGCCCAGCUCAAGCGUGAGACUAAUAUGAUGGACGAGGCGAUCGAAGGCUGGGCUGUUAUGCUUGCACGGGAUCCAAAGCGUCUUGCUAAGCUUGAGAACCUACUUGCUGAUGGUUUCGGUGGCUCUGUGAGUGGUUCGCUGAACCAGCCCACUCUGUCUUCUACUUCGUAUCGCAGGCCGCGUGCUGGAGAUGAGCAAGAUGACUCUGAGUCGUCUGGUGGACCUGCAGGUCAUGGAGGACAAGAUAGAGGCAGAGGUGGACGGAGCCGUGGGGGAAGAGGUGGGAGAGGUGGGCGAGGAGGUGGUCCGCCUGGGGGACAGGGAGAGCAAAGUAACCCGGCAGCGCAUAGGAGGAAGGAAGAAAAUAAGGCCAGCCGAGCUAAUCAUAACCGGCGCCAGCAGCGGGCAAAGAAAAUUGCGCGUGGAGGUGGGAUGCCGGGAUAA
Penicillium odoratum is the source of this 2085-nucleotide messenger RNA. RefSeq names its product ASCC2 family CUE domain-containing protein. Bases 1 to 2085 code for a protein of 694 amino acids. The transcript has a single exon. Lineage: Eukaryota; Fungi; Ascomycota; Eurotiomycetes; Eurotiales; Aspergillaceae. The record is from RefSeq and is a predicted model, not a curated record. Gene Ontology annotation, molecular function: ubiquitin binding.